UAAGCAAAUUUUUAAUGGAUGUUCUUUAUUCGAAAGUGUCAACCUAAGAACUAGUUCUAGGAAAAAUAUAAAAAAUAAAUACAUCUUUAAUGAAACAGGUCUUCAACAUGUAAUUUCGUGGGAAGUUCAGCAUAUUUUUUGCUUGGAACAUGAAAUAUUUCAAUACCAGAUUAAUACACGCUUUAGCCCUACGACAUUAUUAACAUACAACUCUAGAUUAUACUAAUUAAUAUUUAAUUAAGAAUUUUUUUAUAAUACAACCACAUAUUUUUAAAUAUUACUUCUAUAAACUAUAAAUGUAAUAAAUGCGUGAUUGUAAUGAAACAUGUUUAAACCAAUAAAAAAAAAAAAACAAAAAAACAAAUCCCUAAAGGUCCUGGUCCGCCUGAUGAAUGUACCAUCAACACACAUAAUAACACUACUACUACUAUUAGUACACACUCCGAAUUGACGGGAAAAUCAUCAAAUCUUUCAAAUAGUCGUGAUACCACAACGACCUCUUGUUCGGCAUGCCCUUCGGGUAGUUGUUUAAAUUUUUCCUCCAAUGAAGAAUCGGAACGUGAUUAUGAUUUGCUAACAUCAUCUAUGUCGCCUGUAUGUAACUGUGAUUGUGAAUGUGCCACACAAACGGCUAAUGCCACAACUAGUCCUACACUUAACACAUUGAAUGCCGCCUGUUCGCCUACUCCCUCGCUGUCUGCGGCAUCGGCCUGUAAUGCUGCAGUCGAUGUUGAACAGCAACAUUUUUCCUUUUCCUCAUCGAUUGCAAACCUUAGAUUACACACUUCUUCAUCGUCGUACAAUCAUCAUCAGCGUCCUUCCCAAUUUUUGCAUCAACAAAAUCAUUUUUCAUCGCUAUUAAAUAAUGCGGCCGCCGCUUGUUCGUCAUCAACAUCGUGUUUUAUAUCGUCUGCUAUUUCGUCGGCCAAUGUCUGUGCCACCGGACCAGCUACGGCUAAUAGUUCAUAUUUAUGUUCCACAUCGGCUCCCACAUCGGCUCCCACAUCGGCUAGUGCUAAUAAUAGUUUAGCAGCGCGUCGUCAGUCUAUUAGUAAAUUAUUAACUACAACACAUAAUAAUAAUACUUGUAGUAUAAAUAAUAAUUCCACCUCUACAACAACCACCAGUCUGUGUGGUUUUAAAAACAAUUCCCUAUUAACUUCGCCACCAUCGGCUACUCAGCAUCAGCAGCAACAACAACAACAUUCCUUUUCUAGUUCUUCUCGUGGUUUUGUUGGUCUAUUUUGCAACAGUCGUUCUGCAUCGAACAAUGAUGUUAACGAGUCAUCCUCGUCGCCCCAUCACAAUUUACCUCAGCGGUCACAUCAACAUAAUACCACAACAAAUCAACAACAUCACCACCACCAUCAUCAACAACAUCUCCAACAGCAACCACAUCAUUAUUAUGAUGAUAAUAAUCAACAUAAACCAUUGAAAAGUAGUGAUAGUUUAUCAGAUGUUAGUGAUACAUUUGAAUGGUGGUUUCAAAAACACAAAAGAAAUUCAACAAAAAAGAGCAGAUCGUCACCAGUGAGUAGUUGUUGUGGCAGUAGUAGUCAUGGUCGCUCCAGUCCGGACAACGAUAUGGGCGAACCGCCAACAUUGCCCUUAAGUCCAGGUUAGCCGGUUCUUUUAAUUUCACAUAUACAUUUCCAUAUACAUAUAUGCCUACUUAUUUGUGUGUGUGUAUAUAUACUUUAAUUAUAAAUACAACUAUGUAUUCAAAAUGUGUAUAAAAAAACUGUUAACAGUUUCCAAGUUCAACUUUAUACCACCAUCUUUUUUUCAACUUUUUCCUUUUAAUAAAUAAAAAAAAAACUACACUUUUGCUUUAAGUAUUUCAUAUAUUGUUAAACAAAUUGUGUAAGUUAAUAUUAUUUUCUUUAAAAAAUCUUAUUUUUUUCUCUUCAAUUUAUUUGCAGUGUAAUCUUUCGUUUUGUUUUAUUUGCAGUGUAAAACUUUUUUCAAACUACAAAAAUCUAUUUAAUGGCUCCACUUUUUUCUUAUUCGUUUUCAGAUUUAACUGUAUUUCUUUAUUUAAGUUUUAUUUUUAUAUUAUUUUCUUGUUUGGUCGUAGUUGCUGCUUGUUUGUAAUUUUAAAUGCUGUUUUUUAGGUUUUAUUUGCUAUAUAUGUAUCUUAUAAUGUUUUCGCUUGAUUUUUGGGUAAAUAAUAAUACAGAGUUCUUAAUAGUUUUUAAAACCGACGCAAUUACUGGUUUACAGACU
This is a messenger RNA of Lucilia cuprina (Australian sheep blowfly), 2226 nucleotides long. Its product is annotated as V-type proton ATPase subunit C-like. The transcript is spliced from 2 exons. The record is from RefSeq and is a predicted model, not a curated record. The coding region runs from base 586 to 1623 and encodes 345 amino acids. Lineage: Eukaryota; Metazoa; Arthropoda; Insecta; Diptera; Calliphoridae.